AGGCAGCGCAUGACGUCACGCGUGAAGGUGGAACGUAUAUGAAGUCAAUAUGUAUAUAAAUGUGCCGCUAACCCCCAGCAGCAGAUAAAGGAUUUGCCUGAUGAUGUGGGACUUUCACAGAACAUUUCUCUGAGACCCCUGUGUGUGUAAAGGACUGUUACUAGUGGUUACAAGAUGUUCCUCCUUGAGAUCAGCUACACGUCCUUCUUUGAAGCUACUCUGACCUCAGUCCUAUCAUUGGUCCUACUAUUGGCUGCUUCUCACCAGCUCUGGUCCUUGAGAUGGCACAGCACCAGGGACAGAGGGAGCAGUUUACCCCUUCCCAAGGGCUCCAUGGGAUGGCCCUUCUUUGGAGAAACUAUGCAUUGGCUUGUGCAGGGUUCUAGUUUCCACAGUUCCAGGAGGGAGAAGUAUGGCAACGUAUUUAAGACCCACUUGCUGGGGAAGCCGGUUAUUCGAGUGACAGGGGCAGAGAACAUUCGCAAGAUCUUGUUGGGAGAACACAGCCUUGUCAGCACCCAGUGGCCGCAGAGCACCCAAAUGAUCUUGGGAUCCAAUACGCUUUCCAACUCUAUUGGGGAGCUCCAUCGACAAAAGAGGAAGGUGAUGAGCAAGGUGCUGAGUAGCGCCGCGCUAGAGAGUUACAUCCCUCGGAUCCAGGACGCGGUGCGCUGGGAGGUGCGCGGCUGGUGUCGGGGUGUCGGGCCGGUGUCUAUGUUCGCCUGUGCCAAAGCCCUGACUUUCCGUAUCGCCGCCCGCAUCCUGCUGGGUCUCAGCCUCACGGACUCGCAGUUCCACGAAUUGGCCAGGACCUUCGAGCAGCUGGUGGAGAACCUCUUCAGCCUCCCCUUGGACAUCCCAUUCAGCGGCCUCCGAAAGGGCAUAAAGGCACGUGAUACUCUCCACCAGUACAUGGAAGAAGCCAUAAAAGAAAAAUUAACAAGAAGAGACCCAAAUGCCUGUGAGGACGCCCUGGAUUAUCUAAUAAACUGCUCCAAGGAAGGUGGCAAGGAAAUCAAUAUGCAAGAGUUAAAGGAAUCUGCCAUAGAACUUUUAUUUGCAGCUUUCUUGACAACUGCAAGUGCCAGCACCUCCCUGGUAAUGCUCUUGCUGAAGCACCCUUCUGCCAUCCAUAAAAUGCGUCAGGAGCUGGCAUCUCAUGGGUUCACUAAACAAUGUCAGUGUCUUCCUGGUAUGGAAAACCCAAAUAACAACAUCGUGCAGGAUAACGGGCAUCAAUGUCUGACAGCUGGGUGCCAGUUGCCUCUUCUAAUGGGCACUGAAGGGCACGUGAAGACCCGGGGGGAACAGAUUGAACAACUGCUCGCUGACACAUUUGAUCAAGACCCACAUAACUCCUUAUCCAUUAAGAAUUCCCUCAAUGGUGAAAAUAGAACCCAGGAGUCACCCUGCAACCAAGAUAAGUCCACUUGCAGCCCAGUGCCAGGAAAGCUGCAAAAUUCAGAAUGUGAUGGAACCAGCCAUCAAAACCCCAACUUAGAGAAGCUCAAGAGCCUCCACUACCUGGAGUGUGUAGUGAAAGAGGUUCUGCGCCUGCUUCCCCCGGUGUCUGGAGGCUACAGAACAGCACUGCAGACGUUUGAGCUUGACGGUUACCAGAUCCCCAAAGGCUGGAGCGUCAUGUACAGCAUUAGGGACACCCACGAAACGGCCGCAGUGUAUCAGAACGCAGAAAUGUUUGACCCAGAGAGGUUCAGCACUGAGAGAGACGAGGGGAAAUUGGGCAAAUUCAACUACAUCCCCUUCGGUGGAGGAGUCAGGAGCUGUAUUGGGAAAGAACUGGCAAAAGUCAUUCUCAAAAUCCUGGCCAUGGAGCUGGUAACUACUGCCAAGUGGGAGCUGGCAACACCAAGCUUCCCCAAAAUGCAGACCGUUCCAGUAGUGCACCCAGUGGAUGGACUCCAGCUUUCUUUCAGUUUCCUAAGCGACAGUGACACAGAAGCAAAAAAUGGGUCACGUGCCAAUCCCUGAACUUCUUAACACUUAAAUUAUUUUAUCUUUAGUUUCUAAACGGGUUCCUUUCUGUGUGUAACGUAGGUACUGGAACAAAUAAAUAGGAGUAACAGGAAUAAAGACUAUUUAUAAUGUAAUAUUUAUAUGGCUCUUGGCAGAAGAGUGUAGGGUAAAUCGAAGCGAUAGGAAUAAAUGCAGUUAUUUUA
Xenopus laevis (African clawed frog) is the source of this 2180-nucleotide messenger RNA. It is a transcript of the gene cyp26c1.L, whose product is annotated as cytochrome P450 family 26 subfamily C member 1 L homeolog. The transcript is spliced from 7 exons. The record is from RefSeq and is a predicted model, not a curated record. Gene Ontology annotation, biological process: sterol metabolic process. Lineage: Eukaryota; Metazoa; Chordata; Amphibia; Anura; Pipidae. Gene Ontology annotation, molecular function: monooxygenase activity; iron ion binding; oxidoreductase activity, acting on paired donors, with incorporation or reduction of molecular oxygen. The coding region runs from base 175 to 1992 and encodes 605 amino acids.